Molecule: messenger RNA, 1659 nt
Organism: Adineta ricciae
Lineage: Eukaryota; Metazoa; Rotifera; Eurotatoria; Adinetida; Adinetidae
Source: the annotation of a GenBank genome assembly
AUGGCAAGAAAUACAUGUGAUAGUGUUCGAAUUGUUCUGACUCCAAUCAAAAUAAUUCGUGAUUCAACUACUGGUCAAUGGUCAACACCACGAAAACGAAAAGAUUCGAUCCAAAAUGUCAAAUAUAAUCUACGUGUUCGAACACCAUCAACGCCUGUCGUUUCUUUGUCGUCACCAGCUCUAAAGAAAGAAGCAAGUCAUACACCAAGACCAUCAACACGAGCAUCACGCUUGAUUAGCUUCGAAAAAGAUAAAGACGAUUACAAACCCGAAAAGGAUUUUUCAAGUGAAGACGAUGAAGAUGACGAUGAUGAUGACGAUGACGACGAUGAUGACGAUGACGAAAGUUCGUCAAGUGACGACGAGAAAGUGGUAUCAAUCGAUACUAGCACGCGAAAAGUCAAUCUCUUGUCCAAAGGAACACCAAGUAUGAAGAAAGCCAAACCAAAAUUCUUACCACGAAUGAAUACGAUGACAUUAUCCGAUCUACAAACGGAUGAAGAUAGUUCAGUAUCAUUCGACAUUUCCAAUGAUGUUUUCGCACAAGCUCGACGAAAACUUUUACCAACCAAUUUACCAGAAGCGCCACCAUGUCGGGAACAAGAAUCCAAUGCGAUUUCAGCAUUUGUUACAAACAAACUCGACGCGCAAGCUGGAGGAGCUUUGUAUAUCAGCGGUGUUCCUGGUGUCGGAAAAACAGCUAUUGUAAAUAAAGUAGUACGCGAAUUAAUGUUACUCUCUACUGAUUCCGAUCUUCCACAAUUUAAAUAUAUAUUUUUGAAUGGAAUGAAAUUAAAUAAGCCCGAAAAGGUUUACAAUCAACUUCUUCAAGCUAUCAACAUGGAUGAACUCCAUCGUAAACGAAGUGCGAAAAUGGCAUGUAAACUUCUUUCGAAAUAUUUCACAGAUCGGUCGAACAAAAAGAAACAACCUAUUGUCCUAUUACUCGAUGAAGUUGAUUAUUUAUAUACAAAAAAUCAAACUAUUCUAUAUAAUAUGUUAGAAUGGCCGCAGCAACCCUAUUCGAAAUUGAUUGUUAUCGCUAUCGCGAAUACUUUGGACUUGCCUGAGACGAUGUUUAAAAAAAAACUUCAAUCGCGCUUGGGUUUAAAUCGUGUGAUAUUUCAUCCUUAUACAUUCAAACAACUGAAUGAAAUUGUUCAAGCACGAUUAGGUUCAGAUUUAUCUGCACUGUUCGACAAAGACGCGUUAGAUUUGAUAUGUCGUAAAGUUUCAUCCAUAUCGGGCGAUGUCCGACGGGUCUUACAAAUCUGUUCGCAAACGUUGGAUAUGGCUCAAUUGGGUAAAUCUUCUAAUAAAGUCACACUUGAGCAUGUACAAAAGACAUUUGAACGGCUGUACACAUCAACACGAACAAUAUUCAUUCGAAAUCUAAUUCCAAGUCAACGAAAAGUUCUCGAAGCAAUUCAAGAUGAACUAUCUUAUGGAAAAGGACGGGAAAUAACUACCAUUCAAGCGAUCUACGAUCGACUCGAUAAGAAAGAGUUCAGCUUUACAGAUAUUCGUCGUAUAUGUGCGCAAUUAUCAGCCUGUGGGUUAUUGCUAUUAGAUAAAUCAUCCAACAGUGUUGCUCGACAAAGUGUUCGAUUGAGCAUGCCUAUUCAUCUACUCAUAUUUGCACUUAAUAAUAAUAAUUAA